CGCGCGUUUCGAGAGGGACGCGCUGUACAGUGUUUAUUAUUUAUAUGGUUGUUACAAAGCUACAGAAUAAUGACUGAUUCAGCGUAAAUUUCGAAAUACAGGCGAGAACAAUCUAAACAAAAGGAUGCGUAGGUCUGCAGCACCGAGUCAGCAACUACACGGCAAUGCCGCAAAGAAGCCACGGUUUGUACCUCCUGCCCCGGUGCAUACAGGUACAGUGCCAAUCGUGAACCGGGACCCAGUGACAGCAUCCGACACUAGACCGAGCACGAACUCAGGACGAGUCAAACAGCCAACAUCAGCACCCAAACCAGCACUUGGCAAUGUCUUAAACAAGGUGCAGAAAAGUUUGUCUGAUAGGACUGUAGAGACUUCCACUGUUACCAAAGUCCCAGCUGUGGGUAAAGCUUUAGCCAGGGUUCUGAGUGCUGUCACUCAGGAAGAGAAGAAAGAAAACUGCCUGGAGUCUUUAAGCUCCCCUUUGGAAUCAGGAGAAUUCCCAGAUUCGCCCUCACCACCGCAGCCAGAGAUACCUAUUGCAAGGAGCACCACCACACCAACCGCACGGUACUACAAUGUCAUGUGGUGCAAGGUAUCAUCUAGGAAGCACAAACGCUGGGAAGGUGAUGCUGUGCUCGUGGCCACAGGACGCAGUGUUGUCCUCAAAGACAUGGAGGGAAAAGAUAUCGGACGAGGCUCAGGUUACAAAGCAUCUGAGCUGGAGAGUUUGUGUGAGGGCCAGACUUUAACGAUAGGAGGGAAACAGAUCGAGGUCAUGGGGGUCAUCUCGGAUGAAGACUACGCUAAGGGCCGAUGUUUUCAAGACACGAUCGUGGAGGUGUCUCUCGAGACGGCUGCUAAAGCUCCAGUGAUUCAUCAAAGACCUCAGCUAGCCAAACCCUUCGCCAGACCAGCGCUGAAGGAUGCCACCAUGAGAGCGCCUGAACCUGAGGGGCCUGUCUAUAAACCCAGACAUGAUCCUAAUAGUCCAGGAGCCCUUGUGAUGCCUCGGCCUCCAGCCAACCAUCAGUGGCUUUGUAAUAAAAGUGGACUCCCAUUAGUGGACGUAGUUGUGGACCCACACCUGACAAAUCAUCUGCGACCACAUCAGAGAGAGGGUGUGGUCUUUCUGUAUGAAUGCCUCAUGGGAAUGAGGUUGGCUGGCCGCUGUGGAGCCAUUUUAGCGGAUGAGAUGGGUUUGGGGAAGACACUGCAGUGUGUGUGUGUAUUGUGGACUCUACUGAGACAGGGACCCUAUGGUGGGCGACCAGUACUGAAGAGAGCAUUGGUGGUUUGUCCUGGCAGUUUGGUGAAAAACUGGGCUGCUGAAUUCAACAAAUGGCUUGGCAGAGAGAGGAUCAGCGUUUACACCGUUGAUCAGGACCACCGUGCAGAGGACUUUAUAUCCUGUCCACGGUCUCCUGUGAUGGUGAUCAGUUAUGAGAUGCUACUGCGCUCUGUAGACAUUUUGAAGAAGCUGGAGUUCGAGGUGGUUAUCUGUGAUGAGGGUCAUCGGCUUAAAAACAGUAAUAUCAAGACAGCUGGUGCUCUGGCCUCUCUGGCCUGUGAACGCCGGAUAAUACUUACGGGCACUCCUGUUCAGAAUGAUCUGCAAGAGUUCUACUCCAUUAUUGAGUUUGUGAAUCCAGGCAUUUUGGGUACUUCAGCAGCAUACAGAAAGAUUUAUGAAGAACCGAUCCUCAAAUCCCGCCAGCCCAAUUGCAUUGAGGAAGAGAGGUCCAUAGGUGAAGAGCGGGCAGCAGAACUUGCUCGGCUGACCGGAGCAUUCACUCUUCGAAGGACUCAAGAGAUUAUCAACCAUUUCUUACCUGGGCGGAUGGAAUGGACAGUGUUCUGCCGACCCACAGAGCUGCAGGUGCAGCUGUAUAAUGAGCUGCUGUCUAGUCGACCUGUCAGGGCCUGUUUUGCUGCCGCCAGCACAUACGCUUCCACACACAGCCCUCACCUUGUCUGCAUUAACGCUCUGAAGAAGCUUUGCAACCACCCUGGUCUGCUUUACCACACAGUAAAGGAGAAGAAGACUGAUGAUUUAUAUGACAGCCUCUCUGUUGACCAUUUCCCUGAGGCAUAUGCUACUGGUAGUUUUUGCACUGGAGAUUCUGGGAAAUUGCUGGUGCUCACAGACCUUUUGGCUGCUAUAAAGCACGUCAACUGCACAGACAAGGUUGUUCUGGUGUCUAAUUAUACAAAGACUCUUGAUCUGCUACAAGACCACUGUGCUCACCUUGGUUACACCUGGUGUCGCCUUGAUGGACAGACACCUGUUGCCCAGAGACAGCGGAUUGUAGACUCCUUUAACCAUCCGAGUUCCUCCAAUUUCCUGUUUCUUCUCAGUUCAAAGGCUGGAGGAGUUGGGCUCAAUCUUGUUGGUGCCUCACAUCUGGUUUUGUAUGACAUAGACUGGAACCCAGCUAAUGACAUACAGGCAAUGGCCCGAGUCUGGAGGGAUGGGCAGAGGAAAACAGUUCACAUCUACAGAUUUCUAACAACAGGCACCAUAGAAGAGAAGAUUUACCAGAGACAGGUGAGUAAGCAGGGGCUUUCUGGAGCUGUGGUAGACCUUGGUAAAAAGGGUGAGCACAUCAACUUCUCGGUUGAGGAGCUGCGUGACCUUUUUACCUUUGACCCCAAUACCGACUGCCUCACUCAUGACCUGCUUGGCUGCAAGUGCUCAGGCGAUGGAACAAUGGCAGAUGUGGUUGAGGACGUAACGAUAGCCACAGGAAGGGCAUGUCAGUUGGGUCGCCGUCCCGAUGCUGCCAACAUCCCACAGAGAGUCAGCAUGUCGGAGCUUAUGCAGUGGAAGCAUUUUUCUGGGACCGUCUCGUCAUAUGGUGAUGUUUACUUGGACCAUGCACAGAGUCAUAUCACAUUUGCUUUUCAGAGCACUACUUCCAAAACCCGAGAUAUGGAAUAAAAAACUUGCAUGCAAAAAAACAUAAAAAAGUGGAUUUGAUAGAUGAAAUAAAUCAAAUGUAAUUAAUAUGUAAGUACUGUAUAUGUAAGGCUAACAAAAUGUAAUGUGCUUUUUUAAAAAAUAAAAGUGUGUAUUAAAAUGUAUUUGAAUGUUUUAAAAUAAUUUUAAUGCUACAAUGCCUCAUGUUCUGUUUUGCAUCCCUCUUUAA
This is a messenger RNA of Clarias gariepinus (North African catfish), 3146 nucleotides long. It is a transcript of the gene rad54b, whose product is annotated as RAD54 homolog B. Gene Ontology annotation, cellular component: nucleus. The transcript has 15 exons. Gene Ontology annotation, biological process: reciprocal meiotic recombination; double-strand break repair via homologous recombination. Bases 125 to 2938 code for a protein of 937 amino acids. Gene Ontology annotation, molecular function: DNA translocase activity; ATP-dependent chromatin remodeler activity; ATP binding. Lineage: Eukaryota; Metazoa; Chordata; Actinopteri; Siluriformes; Clariidae. The record is from RefSeq and is a predicted model, not a curated record.